ACGCGGACACUGGCCUCAGCAGUUCUGGACGACGCCCCGCGCGGUUUCCCCUCCACGCCCCUCCCGCACAGACCACCGCUGACCGCGUCGGGGAGUGUUACGCCGCGCUAGAGCGCAAGGCGCAACUAUACGAGAAACUAGCUCGCGGCGAGUUGGACGACGAGGGCGAGCAGUACGAGGUGGACUUCCUGCGCAAGGGCGGGGCGGCGGAGGAGGAGGCGGGUGGAGGCGAGGGCCGGCGCGGCGGCGACCUGGUGGACACCAUGCUGCAGGCAGUGUCGGGGACAGGCGGCAUGAUGACUGCGGACAUGGCGCGGGAACGGGAGCGGCGCGACUGGGAGCGGGACCAGCAGCGCAUCAUGGCGGACGAGGAGGCGGAGGAGCGGAGGCGCUGCUUUGGCUUGUGGGGGCUGUCGGUGGAGGCGCUGCUGCCCGAGGUGACGGUGCCGGUGCCUGAGGUCCUGCGCAGCCGCAGCGAGUGGUGCACCACCUACCUGGAUGAGGACAUGCGGGUGGGGCGCGGCAGCGGCGGCGCGCUGUUCCUGUUCCGGCGCGGCGGCGCGGACGACGUCACCGAGGCGGCGGGCGCCAUGGGCGGCAGCCUGGGUGCGGGCUCCGGCAUGGGCAUGGGCUUGGGCGUGGGCUUGGGCGCGGUGGCUGCGGAUGCCCGCGCGCCGGUGAUGCGGCCGCUGUGAGGCGCGUGGGAGGAGGGGCGGGUGGCAGGAGGGAAGUGGAGCCUGGCGGCCGGCGCCGCGGGUGUGUAGCGGUGUGCCCGUGUGUGUGCGGGUGCGUGUACGUGUACGUGUACGUGUACGUGUACGUGUACGUGUACGUGUACGUGUACGUGUACGUGUACGUGUACGUGUACGUGUACGUGUGUGUGUGUGUGUGUGUGUGUGUGUGUGUGUGUGUACAUGUGUGUGUGUACAUGUGUGUGUACAUGUGUGUGUACAUGUGUGUGUACAUGUGUGUACCUGUGUGUACAUGUGUGUACAUGUGUGUGUGUGUGUGUGUGUUGAGGUGGGCAUGGUGUGGCUGUGUGGGCGAGGAGGAGCACAGCGCUUCCAUCCGGCACUUGUGAGACAUGUCACAAUUUAUCAUCAUUUUAUCGCGGCAGGCAGUCCUAUGCAUGAGCAAUUCAUGGCGGUGCGCAUGGCGUGGAAUGGAGUGAAUUGAUGUUGUCAGGGGGCUGGUUGCAAUGGCCGAUACCGGUACCUGUGGUCCUGUGCGUCUCUGCGUGUCCUGUACAGUGUAUUCCCCCAAAUGGAUAGGGAGGGCAUGGUUGCAGGCCUGGCCAGAUCAGGUGUCUGGGUUUUAUCCCUCGCCUGCGUGUGCGUGCUUGUAUCUAACUGUACCACUUCAAUUAGGUCAAGGUUACCUGGCCCCUGUAGAGACGUGGAGGCUCAGACAAUAAGACAAUUGGUCUUAGCUCAAUGCAAACAGUGCAAAGAUUGAUUACAUUUGCUGAGUCUGCUUGUGGACAGAGAGAUGUGCGGUGUGAGGACUGUCGGCAGGAGCAUUGAUAGUAUGACAGUGGAGCGUGAAGAGGGAGAGGGACGGAGGGAGGCUGCGUGGUGCUGGCAGAGGGACGGAGGACGAGGUGGGCACCAUGCGGCC
Chlamydomonas reinhardtii is the source of this 1617-nucleotide messenger RNA. RefSeq lists its product as uncharacterized. The coding region runs from base 264 to 695 and encodes 143 amino acids. The record is from RefSeq and is a predicted model, not a curated record. The transcript is spliced from 4 exons. Lineage: Eukaryota; Viridiplantae; Chlorophyta; Chlorophyceae; Chlamydomonadales; Chlamydomonadaceae.